Molecule: messenger RNA, 2895 nt
Organism: Echinops telfairi (small Madagascar hedgehog)
Lineage: Eukaryota; Metazoa; Chordata; Mammalia; Afrosoricida; Tenrecidae
Gene: TMPRSS6
Product: transmembrane serine protease 6
Exons: 17
Coding region: 81-2375 (764 amino acids)
Biological process (GO): proteolysis
Molecular function (GO): protein binding; serine-type endopeptidase activity
Source: RefSeq, a predicted model, not a curated record
UGGGAAGACCUUGGCCUGGACAAACAGAGGCUCCUGAGGAGGCCGUGGGCAGGCCCAGCACUACCUGCUGCUUCACCAGGAUGUCCAGGGCGGAGGCCCCCCGUAUGGCCAACGGGCAGAGCUGCGGCAGCGGUGGCGAGGCUGAGGAGGCAGAGCCAGAGGGCAUGCUCAAGGCCCCCAAGGCCACCAAGAGGAAAAGCGGGUACCACCUCCGCCUGGCACCCCUGUGGCUGGCCCUGGUCCUGCUGGCCCUGGUGGGGUUCCUGCUCUGGUAUUUCCUAGGGUACAAGGCGGAAGUGACGGUUAGCCAGGUGUACUCCGGCAGCUUCCGCGUGCUCAAUCACCACUUCUCCCAGGACCUGACCCGCCGGGGUUCCAUCGCCUACCGCAGGGAAAUCGCCAAAGCCCAGAAGAUGCUCCAGGCACUUAUCGCCAGCACCCGCCUGGGGCCUUACUACAACUCCAGCUCCAUCUACUCCUUUGGGGAGGGCCCCUUGACCUGCUUCUUCUGGUUCAUCCUGCAAAUCCCUGAACACCAGCGGCCAUUGCUGAGCCCCGACGUGGUACGGGCACUGCUGGUGGAGGAGCUGCAGUCCUCCGGGAACGGCUCAGCCACAGCGCCCUACCUGGCUGACUACGAGGUGGACGCCGAGGGCCUGGUCAUCUUGGAGGCCAGCGUGAAAGACCUGGUUGUUCUGAAUUCCACGCUGGGCUGCUACCGCUACAACUACGUGGGCCAGGGCCAGGUGCUCAAGCUGAAGGGGCCGGACAGAGAAGCCCACAACUGCCUGUGGCACCUGCAGGGCCCCGAUGACCUCAUGCUCAAGCUUCGGCUGGAGUGGGUUGUGACCAAUUGCCAGGACCGGCUGGCCAUGUACGAUGCAGCCGGGCCCCUGGAGAAGAGGCUCAUCACUUCGUGGUACGGCUGCAGCCGGCAGGAGCCGGUGGUGGAGGUGCUGGCGUCGGGCUCCAGCAUGGCUGUGGUCUGGAAGGUGAGCGUGCGCAGCACCUUCAACCUCUUCUUGCUCUCCGCACAGUCGGUGGCCUUCCAGGCCUGCGAGGCGAACCUGACCCUGGAGGACCGGCUGGACCUGCAGGGCGUGCUCAGCACUCCAUACUUCCCCAGCUACUACUCGCCCAGCACCCACUGCUCCUGGCACCUCACGGUCCCUUCUCUGGACUACGGCCUAGCCCUCUGGUUUGAUGCCUACGCCCUGCGGCGGCAGAAAUAUGACCUCCCGUGUACUCAGGGCCAGUGGACAAUCCAGAACAGGAGGCUGUGUGGCCUGCGUACCCUGCAGCCCUACGCAGAGAGGAUCCCUGUGGUGGGCACCGCCGGCAUCACCAUCAACUUCACCUCCCAGAUCUCCCUCACUGGGCCCGGCCUGCAGGUGCGCUACGCCCUGUACAACCAGUCGGACCCCUGUCCUGGAGAGUUCCUCUGCUCUGUGAAUGGGCUCUGUGUGGCUGCCUGCGACGGGAUCAGAGACUGUCCCAACGGCCUGGAUGAGAGGAACUGCGGGGUGCCUUGUGGCACGUUCACCUUCCAGUGUGAGGACCGGAGCUGUGUGAAGAAGCCCAACCCAGAGUGUGACGGGCAGCCGGAUUGCAGGGAUGGCUCGGACGAGAAGGACUGUGACUGUGGCCUCCAGGGCCCCUCCAGCCGCAUCGUGGGUGGCGCUGUGUCCUCAGAGGGCGAGUGGCCAUGGCAGGCCAGCCUCCAGGUGAAGGGCCAGCACAUCUGUGGGGGGGCCCUCAUCGCCGACCGCUGGGUGAUCACGGCUGCCCACUGCUUCCAGGAGGACAGGAUUGCCUCGCCAAACGUGUGGACCGUGUACCUGGGCAAGGUGUGGCAAAAUUCGCGCUGGCCCGGCGAGGUGUCCUUCAAAGUGAGCCGGGUGCUCCUGCACCCCUACCACGAAGACGACAGCCACGACUACGACGUGGCGCUGCUACAGCUCGACCACCCGGUGGUGCGCUCGACCACUGUGCGCCCCGUCUGCCUGCCCGCGCCCUCCCACUUCUUCGAGUCCGGCCUGCACUGCUGGAUCACCGGCUGGGGCGCCCUGCGCGAGGGCGGCCCCACUAGCAAUGCUCUGCAGAAGGUGGACGUGCGGCUGAUCCCCCAGGACCUGUGCAGUGAGGCCUACCGCUACCAGGUGACACCCCGCAUGCUGUGCGCCGGCUACCGCAAGGGCCGGAAGGACGCCUGUCAGGGUGACUCGGGCGGCCCCCUGGUGUGCAGGGAGCCCAGCGGGCGGUGGUUCCUGGCUGGGCUGGUCAGCUGGGGCUUGGGCUGUGGCCGCCCCAACUACUUCGGCGUCUACACCCGCAUCACAGGUGUUGUUGGCUGGAUACAUCAGGUGCUGACUUGAGAGGCAGCCCCCUGGAAGAGCUGGGGCCCACCCCCGGGACCAGGCAGGGGAACAAGUAUUCUGGGGGGCAAGCAACCCCCAUCAGCUCCCUGAUGUCUGCUCUUGGGAGAACAUGAGGAGAGAGCGACCCACUGAUGGCCAGGACUCAGCCCAGGGCGUGGAUAGCAGGCCUGGCUGGGGGUUGCUUCCAGCCCCGUGUCUUCUCCCUCCACACCCCCAAAGUCUUCUGAGUCCCCUCCUCCCUCUCAUCUGUCCACCUCUGUUCACCAAGUGGUGUCUCAUAAGACCCCGGCUCUCAUAAGCACUUCCAGCAGAGCUGACCAGAAAGGUGGGGCUGGGAGGUGUCCCAGAGGAAGGGGCCCUCAAGAUAGCCCCACAGGCCAGCCGCCACCAACGCCAAAGGUCAGGACCCCAUGUCCAGGGUCCUCGCCCCACCUCUACCUGUCCCCCCGAGUCUCUGCAGCCCAGGCUCACCUGAGGCCAGCUUGGCCAUCCUGGGGAAUAAAGUCACCUGACCAGA